This is a messenger RNA of Penicillium pulvis, 3471 nucleotides long. RefSeq names its product hybrid sensor histidine kinase/response regulator. Gene Ontology annotation, biological process: phosphorelay signal transduction system; phosphorylation. Gene Ontology annotation, molecular function: phosphorelay sensor kinase activity. The coding region runs from base 1 to 3471 and encodes 1156 amino acids. Lineage: Eukaryota; Fungi; Ascomycota; Eurotiomycetes; Eurotiales; Aspergillaceae. The transcript has 7 exons. The record is from RefSeq and is a predicted model, not a curated record.
AUGGCAAUAGACAUUGGAUCAGCACGCCCGCGUGAAUCUAGAUGUGACUCGGAGCAAGACAGAAUCCGAGAUCUAGCGAGAUACUAUUGCACAUUCGAUCAAGAUCCACAACCAACCAGCAGCCCUCGUCUGUCGCCUGACUCUACACUCACAGCACUCACACAACUCGGAGUUUAUCGUUUUGGAUGCAACCGGUCGUUUGUUUCUAUCAUUGACGGCGAACAACAACAUAUCAUCGCAGAAGCAACCGCCUCGAUCUCUCUGCGCAAUGCAGAUGACCAUCUCCCAGAUGAUGGUAUAUACCUUGGCGUUCGAACGCUGGACCUAGAAUGGGGCGUAUGCCCCCACGCCAUACGUCUCUUCACGGGGCAAGACCCCUCACGGGUGACGGACACGGAAAAUAUAACCGCGAAUCGAACCCGAAACAUAAUCCGGAACUUUACCAUAGAGGAUUUUUACAACACUCGACCCUACGUCCUUGAUUGGCCAUACUUCCGUUUCUACGCCGAGGUCCCUUUAUACAGCCCCUCGGGAUAUGUGCUCGGCUCAUACUGUGUGGUGGACAACAAAACCCGCACACAUUUUGGAGAGGAAGAAGUUGCUGCUCUUCAGGAUAUCGCAGAUGCCAUCUCCCAGCACCUUGAAAAUGUUCGGGUCGCUCAUUACCACAAUCGGGCCGAAAAUUUGGUGAAAGGGUUGACUAAUUUUGUCAAAGGCCAUGGACAAUCUAAUCUCCCGGAUCAUCUCGAUAAACUUGCAGCUCCGGAAACGCUAAAUUUCCAUAAUUUGAGCAUUACAAGUAAUGCUAUCGAUUCAAACAACGCGAAUCCAUCGACUCCAAGUAAAUCCUCCAGAAAUAAGUCAACAUUGGAUCGAGCGUCUUCGGCGACCAAGGAGGAGGGAACAUUUUCCUUUUUCUCGGAGACCAAAGAUACAGAAGUCACACAGCCCUCGAGCCAGCCCUCAUCGCUUGCUCCGGCCUCACCGCAAUCAGCAGAAUUGCUAGGCCCUAACGAAUACUUCGUCUCCGAGACAGCGAUAGAUGAUGUGCCCAUCGCAGAACGUGUUGCUGCGGUAUUUUCCCGCGCCAGUGAGCUACUCAGAAGCUCGAUGGACUUGGAUGGUGUAGCUUUCUUCGACGCACGUCAAACGGAUUCGAAAUUCGACCUCGAGGAUGAUUUUCGAAACGAAAAUUCUCUCACCUUGACAGACACUGGGACCGUGGUCAAUUCACAACCUUGGUUAUCUGACCACCCCGCCGAGAAAACGCUUGACAAAAAAGAGAGACUGUGUCGUCCUUUGAAUUGCCUGACCACCGACCCUCUUAGUUCAGGGUCUGAUCUGACUCUUUUGGAGGACUUUCUCAGUACAUUGAUAAAAAUUUAUCCAAACGGUCACAUUUUCGAUCUCAAUAUUGAACCAUGUGAGUCGGAAACCCUACAAUAUAAGGUUUCUCGCCACCUCGCACAGAAGCUACCAGAAGCCAAGUCGGUACUCUUCAUCCCAUUGUGGGAUUGGAACAAAUCGCAUUGGCUAGCAGGAACGCUUGUCUGGACACAGGAAAGCUGCCGCCCUCUGGGUGUAGAGGAGUUGCAUUAUUUCAAAGUUUUUGGCGACUCUAUCAUUUCUGAGGUGUCUCGGGUGCACUGGACGGCGACUGAGAGGUCAAAGUUUGAUUUUGUAUCGUCCAUCAACCACGAGCUUCGUUCUCCACUGCAUGGUAUACUUGGAAGUGCCGAGCUACUGCGGACGAUGCCCCUGCAGCCAUCGCAGCAUGAAAUGGUUAAAAUGAUAGACACUUCGGGCCUGGCCUUGCUAGACACUAUAGAUCACCUAUUGGAGUACUGCGGGAUCAACGAUUUAGCGACAGGGAAGAAAUCGGGCGAUAGCAGACUUGAAAGCAACAUGGCCGCUCAAAGUUCCGACUUUGACCUCGCCAUAUUAGUCGAAGAAGUGGCUUCUUGUCUUUGCAAUGAUCCAAAAUCACGAUUCGUCACCAUUCUCAAAGACAAAUCGAUCGCGGCCGGAUCCGAGAUCGAUGCAGAGAAUCAACAUAAUAACGGCAACAACGAGGUUUCCGUGGUCAUAAGAGUUGACCAAUCCGACAUCUGGACUGUGCGAUCAGCUGCCGGUGCCUGGAGAGGCAUAUUGCUAAAUCUCAUCAGCAACGCAAUUAAAUGGACCAAGGAAGGCCUCAUAGAGGUAACAUUGUCCAAAAAGACACCAGAACCAAAGAAAAAUUAUUCUCUUGUCCACCUAUGUGUUAAGGAUACUGGCAGUGGGAUCUCACGGGACUACCUUAAGAACCAGCUGUUUUCUCCAUUCGCCAAAGAAGAUUCCCUUUCGCCAGGGGUUGGCCUUGGCCUCAGCAUCGUGCGGAAGUUUGUUAAGUCCCUUGACGGUGAAAUCGACGUUAGAAGCGAACAGGGUGCAGGCACCCAAGUGGACAUCUUCAUACCCUUGGAUCACCAUAGACAAGCCCAUUGCACUGAAGCGUUGGAUUUUCAAUCACUUCCAGGAACGUCAGAUCCACCAACCCCGGUCCGGGCAUGUAUGAUUGGAUUACAUGGUCAACCGGACCUGAAUGAGAUACCCACUGGGAUUCUGACAGUCGAUGCGAAACGAAAAUUAUCGAUUCAGAACGCCCUAUUCGACGUCUUUAUGACGAAAUUAGGGUGGGAUCUAUCAUCAGCGAAAUCUCCCCUUCAGGAUCUUGGUGAUGUUGCGAUCAUAGAAGGAGCAGAUCUUCAUCACAUGGUGGCGGAGGGACUGUUGCCGGUGACGGAAAGCGAGAAUUUCUCCAAGUUCUUCAUUGUUCUGGAUGGAAAGACAUCGCCCCUGACUAAUGACUUACCUGCGAAUUUCAUCCGCGUGUCGCAACCAUUUGGACCCAAGUCUCUCCAUGACGCCGCAGAAAACUUUAUGAAGAUCUUCAAGAUGCGACUUCCAUCAGCGAAAGUGGAUCUUGCUCCGAUCUCCCCACCUAUAGUUCAGCAAGCCUCAUUCCUGCAGCUACAACAAAGCUUAGAAUGUGAAUCAGCGACCUCUGAUCUACCCGAUCUGCCCAAAAACAUUGUCCUCAAGCCGGAGGAUCAGCCGAACGUCCUAAAUGUCCUCAUUGUGGACGACAAUCCUAUCAAUCUCAAGAUCAUGUCUACAUUCAUUCGCAAAAUUGGGUGCCGCUACGAGACUGCUCUAAAUGGUCUAAUAGCUCUCGAAAAGUAUGAGAGUGCCGCCCAACCAUAUGACUUUGUUCUGAUGGAUAUAUCAAUGCCUGUAAUGGAUGGAUUGGAGGCCACCGCAAGGAUACGCGAACAUGAACAGGAGAAGGGUCUCCAGUCAUCGUGGAUCAUCGCUAUCACUGCUGUUGCUUCCAAUGACAUACAAGAGGCUGCGUUCAAAGCGGGGGUCAAUGAUUAUUUGAUCAAACCGUUAUCUCUCGAUAAACUCCGCGAGCUAAUUCACUCAUGA